AUGGAAGAACAACAAGCAGAUAACGUGGUUGUAAAAACUGCAGAUGGCCCCAACAAAUCCGGCCGCUGGUGGAAGGAAAAACAAACGGCUAGGUUUGAAACUUGCUUUUCCUUUUUUUCUUUUCGAUGAGUUUUUUUAACUUAUUGAAAACACACACUCUGAGAUUAUUAAUCGAGCGGUUACAGGCAUUCGUCUAUCGUCAAAGUCAAACCUUUGAAGUCUACUUGGGAUAAGAAAAUGAGCUUGAAGGCGAAGAAAAAUCAAGUAAAGUUGUUACAGUCUUCCAUCCGAGAACGUAAGCAGCAGGAAAAAGAGGUUUGAUAUGAUUCAUCUUUUUUUCAACUCUUCGAGCCAAAAAAUUUCAAAUGAGGAUUUUUUUUCAGGAAAAAAUUGAAGCUAGAAAGGAGCAAGAAAAAAGAAAGCUGGAAAACGAAAGGAAGAACGAAAUUGUUCAGGUUCGUUAUUUGAACGGUUUUUUUUUUUUGGAAUAAGGCCCUACGAUCUCUUUUCUUUUUCAGUCUCAAAUAUUCAUAAAUUUGCAAACUUUCCAAGUAGUUUUUUUCAACAUUAAUAGAUGAUUUUGAAGAAAGAAAGAAGAGAACUGGUCUUCCAGUUGUUUCUCUGUUUAUCUUUCAAGUCGAAAUCUACAUCGUUUUGCAGAAAAAUCACGAAUAUUAAUAAGUUGAAAAAGACGAAAAAAACGGCAGCUACGAACCGUCGUCAAACGCGAUACAAAUUGA
Caenorhabditis auriculariae is the source of this 740-nucleotide messenger RNA. Lineage: Eukaryota; Metazoa; Nematoda; Chromadorea; Rhabditida; Rhabditidae. The record is from the annotation of a GenBank genome assembly.